CGACUCGCAUUAUAACAUUAAACGCGCGAUCCCAUCAUCAUUUUUGCCAUUCGGUGUGUUUUUUCAGUGAGUAUCAUUUAAACGCGGCCGCGACUGGACGCGCGAUAGGCUACACACAACACGGUUUUGUGAUAUACGUAUAACCAAUGCCUCGUAAAAACAAGAGACGCAGAAAUAAUCACAAUAAUAAUCGAAAGAAAGUAAAACAGCUGAAUAACGAUGGUUGUGGUGUAACGAUUGGCGGUCAGCCAACGAAUGUAGCAUUCGUCGGUGGAACGGAACAGUCAAUUGAAUUAGCAGCUCGUCAAACAGAGAUGGGCAGUGACAACAGUAAAAUCGAUUGCAUUGUUGUGGUGCCGGAUGGUGAUGAUAGCAGCGUCGGAGAAAGUGAAAAUAAAAAUGAACUCAGUGAAAAUGGAAAUGAAAAUAAAAUUGAUGAUCCGAAUGUGUCCAACGAAAUGGAUGGGAUUGGUGAAGCCAACGGAAAAUGUGUUGACCAAAACAACGUUAUCAAUCAAUCGAAUGAAGAUAGUGAUACGAUUAUGUGCCCUAACAUUGUAGUUAGUACCGGUGUAACUGAUGCGAACGAAUCGUGUAAUGACUCUGCGUACAACAAACAAAACACAUCGUCGUUGGCGGGAACAUGUGGAGAUUUAAAUUCGAUUCAAGAGCCAAAAUCCACAAACAAAUCGAAAAUACCAAAGGCAGUGAUUGCAAAUUGUUUUACGUACGAUUCAUGUACGGAGGAGACGCCACCACCACAUGUAACAAGUGAUGUUGAUGAUCAUGAAAAUGCGCAAAUUAAGUUCAACGAAAAAUGCUUUGGUUCAAUACCGAACGAUACCAACAUAAGUGAAGAUAAGACGAACCGUGAUUUCGAUAAGAAAGUUGAGCCACUGGUACGGAGUGAUAAAGUUGCUUUUAAUCCAAUUAUGCAAGAAAUAGCAAACAACAGUAGUUACAGAGUGGAUUCGCCUAGUGCGAUGACGACAGCGGAAAGACCGAGGUUGGUUGGUGUGAAGAAAAGUCGCAGCAUGGACGACAACGAUGUGAUGAUACAGGAAAUGAGUGAUACCGGUUCGAUUGGUGACAACGAAAAUACGCCAAUCGUUUCGGAAGCUGAAUCGGAAGUAGAGUCCGACAUUUUCGACAUAUCGCCGAGUCCUUCCGGUGUACUGGUCAGCGUUCAAACCAUACCGUUCAGUGGUCCGUUGGUGGAUCUGUCGGCAGAGGAGGAGGAACUAAUUCAAAAUUUGAUCAACGAUCCAAAGUCCGAUGCCAUGUCCGACAAAAAAAUCCAAAAGAUCAAAAAGCGCUCGGCGUUGGAAAAUCAUUUUUUGCCGCAAUUUCUGAAUCCCAAAUAUUUGGACGUAAUCAAAGAGGAGGCGAGCGAUACCAGUGACGUGGAAUCGAAAAAUGCGGCUCCGGUGCCGGACAAUCGAGAACCCUCUUUCGAUGAAGAGUUGGACGACGACGUUUUCCUCGAUAACAAUUCGAUUGUGCAGAAGACGAACGCAGUUUUUCCGAAAAUUAAUCUCAACUUUACGGGACGUCGUAAGCACGUGUCACAUUUGAAAAGUCCAACAGCGGAUGUGAUUCGGGAAGAGCCGCAAUGCUUUCUAGUUGACACAAAAUUAGUCGAUCCGGACGCGGUGGAGGAGAGUUGCUCCAAGUGGACUACAUCGGUGGUUAGUGAACAGCCGGUCGCUGAAUUGGUUUACAUCGGAUCCAGUUCAAGUAGUGCUAGUGAUGCCAAUGAUCAAGAGUCAGUGGGUGAGGCUGAUGGAGAAGAAUCAUGUGAUGAAGACAGUGAUGUUAGAAUUAAGACGCCAAUCAUAGGUUGUGAUGACAAAGAGUAUUCGUUGAUCGUUGACAGUGGUUUUAAAUCACUUAAUCCGGCAUGUGAGGCCGAAUCCUUUGUUACAAAUGCAGAAAAUGCAGAAACAGAGCUGAGUAACGAAGAAUGUGCCCCCAGUGAAGCGAGUGAAAGUCAUGAAAGUGCGAUAACGGACAUUGGUGACAAGAACAGUGAAGAAAUCAACGAUUCUGUGAUUAAGCAAAUCGAGACUGACGAUCAGAUACCUCAGUUCAUAAUUGGCGCCCCGUGCUCGAAUAAUAUGUUCCCAAUCGUCAAUACCGUUCAUCCAAGUGCGGUAAACGAGUUACAGAAAAAUGAAUUCCUUCGACAGGAUUCAUCCGGCAGUAUUUGUUCAUCGCUUAGCCAUAGCACUUCGCAAAGUCAGUCAACUGCUCGCUUCUGUGCUACAUCUCCACCACGCGAUUUAGCCGACUUUGAAAACAGUCAGUGUGUGUCGGGGGCUUCAUCAUUGACGCAACAAAUCAAGACGCUGCGACAGAUAGCCGUGGAGAAAUUAAUGUCCAUGCCAUACGGGUCGAUAAUUCUGGAGGAGCUAGCAAUUGUUGCUGAAAGUCUAAGUAAUCUGACCGAUCAUCAGCCGAGUUUCGAUUCACCUCCGAUACCACCAAGGCCAGAAAGUUUUCCCGACGAUUCACCGCCUCCAAUACCUCCAAAGCCGAACAGUUUCGUUAACGAGUCAUCGCCUCCAAUACCACCAAAGCCAGUCAGCUUUUACGAAAAUUCACCGCCACCAGUUCCACCAAAACCACCACAAAAUCGUUUCGAAACACAACCACCGCCAAUACCACCGAAGCCGACAAACACGCCGUAUUCGGAGGCGCCAUUCAUCGAUCCAGAAACUUCCAAAACAACGAGAGAAAUCAAAAUCGUUCAACUUCCGGCGACAUCGGUAAACACUGUGCCAAUCAGUCAUAUGAUGAUUAAUUCAGGUCUAGGCGUGCCAAUCGAGCAAAAUCCAUCCGUUUCGCCAUGCCUUUCACCAUCGCAACGCAAUUACAUCGAAGACAACACACAUUCGAAUGAAAUCAAACCAGACCUACUUUUAGAAAUGCACAGCACGUUCGUUAAUCGUCGCGGCUACCAUGAAUAUACCGAUAUCGAAUUAAAAGAGCCACAUCGUGAGCAACAACACUUAAUGAACGACGAUCGUCACAAUGAAACGGUUGCCAAAAAUGAUGACAACAACAGAUUGUUGGCAAUAAUUCGAGAUUCAAAACAGUCUACCGGUGAAAAUUCAGCUGCACAUAACGUUAACGUUGAGUGUGAUCGGACAUUUGAACGUAACAAUCAGUCAGGUGAUAAAAUCUCGUCGAUUCCCAGUGCCGACGGGAAUCUAAAAAUGUCGAACGAGAAACAAAUUCCAUUCGAUAAUAGUACGACCGCAAUGACUCAACCGUCGUCGUCAGUGCGAACGUAUUCGAAUGUUGAAAAGUCAACAUAUGAAACGCGAAAACGGAUCGAAAACGGAAAUGUUGUGUUCGAAUUUUCCAAUUCAACGAAAGAGACUUCCACCGACAACAAUGGCAACAAGGAAUGCACAAAAGAAUCAAAAGAAUCGUCCACUGGUGGCGACUUGACCGAUUCAGCGAUGAUGAAAUCGGACAUAAAUUUAGAAGAGAAUUCGGUUUCGAGCACAUCAAAUCAUAAAAUUCCAUCGUCGCCUAUAAAUAGCGGUGCGGGAAAUAUGGAAAAUGCGAAAAAUGAAAAGUCAACAAAUCAACAACAGCGCAAUGUGAAGGCCAAGAGUGAAUACUUUGACGAUAAAAUCUCAUUCAAGGAAUUCGAUUAUGUGCCGAAAUUCUUCGGCGAUGACGAUUUCAAUCAAUUUUUCAACUCGAACCACGAGCGAUCGUAUGAAGAGAGGAAACGAGAAGAAAACCAUUACCAAUCGUCUGAGGUGUCGUCGUCUAGGCCUCAGAGCAGUCUGCAAGAAUGGCUGAAAGACAUUGAUGAGGCGAACAGUUUAUUGGACAACAUUGUCAAACCGAUCGUAAGGGAAGAGAAUUUAUGCAAAGGAAUGGGAUCGAAAGUGAACGUACGAGCGCCUAGGCUACAUACCGUUGAGGUUUCAAACGAAGUAAAUGACAAAUUUGAUGAGGCUCAACGCAGGUACGAGAUGUACGUAACAAAACAGAAUCACAUGUACAACCGACAGUCAAUGAUUGAUAAAACGCCGAUAACACCACACGUAUCCACGCGAAGAAAGUCACUGCCAAAGGAGCUGCAACAAAAGCAAUUGGAGUACAUCCGGAAAAAGGAACAGGAAUUGAAUUUCGAGUUCGAUAAGCUGGAACACGAUCGAAUGCGAUUGCUUCAAGAAAUCGAAGAGAUGAAAGUCAAUCAACAUGUCAAGGACUUUGUCACGGCUCACAAAUUGAACUACUCCUCAAAUAAUUUCAUAUCGAGACACCAGUCCGAAGCGGAAUUGCUUCGGCAGCAGAUGCACGACGAAUGGCUGAAUAAAGUGGCCGAACGCGAGGAGCGAAGAUUGCAAAAAAUCAUUAAAAUAACUAAACCCGGCGAAGAGAAUGCAGCUCCGGAACAUGGAACGCGAAAGGCGACGGUUGAACACGAGUUCUUAAAUCGGGUGAAAGAGCGACGUACCAAAUUGAAAAUGCCAUCAGAUAGUGAUUGGGAGAGUGGUGCUGAGUCACAACCGACUGAACGCGAUAGAAAGGAAGAGAAAGUCGACCCGAAAAUUAAAGUGAUUGAAAGUGAACGGGAAACCAAUUUGAACGAAUUUCCCAAACAUAUCAAAGAGUUUGCGUCGGAUUUCACCACAACCACCGAACGAACGGACACAUCAGUGAAAGAAACGACGGAAUCCAGUUCCAGCUACGAAAUCCGAUCGUCGUCGGUUGCAACGAAUGAUGAUGCACAGCCGAAAAAAACGCCUAACAAAAACCAACUCACAUCAGCUUUGAAAAAUCCAUCAUCAAUUUUACGGAAAAAGCCAACGAACAUCAAAAAACAAACGAAAUUCCAGCUUGCACAGCACCGCCGAAGUUUGUCUGACGGUGAUCUGCUGCACGAAAUCGAUAAUGCAUUAGUGCUUUCAAAGGGCUUUUUAUUUGCGCGCGGCAUAUGGUCACCUGGAACUAAAACAGAACCACACCCUACAUUCAAUCGGCAAAACUCAACACAAUCUCAACCACCAACGCCACCGCCUCCACCAUUCUGGGCCCCGAAAAGUGCAGAACCGUCACCAACUUUCGAUCGGAAAGAAUUCCGUCCGGUUAAGUUCGAAUCACCUCAGCUCAGUCGGAAAGUUUACACCAAAGAGGAACCACCAGUGCAGUCUCCUUGGUCCUAUUCAUUGCCCGAUAAAAUACCACCACCCCGAAAUCCACCAAUUUCAACAAAUUUCAACUAUACACCGCCUUGCCCUUCGAAUAUACCAAAAUCGCAAACUAGCACAAUAACAUUGUUGCAGAAGGCUAAAGAGAACCAAUUACCCCGUAGUGGUACAACCAAUUAUAUGCAAACAGAGCGAAAACAAAUAACUCAAAAUUAUUCGCCCGGAAUAAUAAGGCCAAAUGAAGUCGUUUAUGCAAUGAAAAACGAAUACCUGAGUGAACAGGAGAGCGAAAACGAACGACCGAAGAAAAUGGUAGAUUUAGGUCAUAAGAAAAUCGAAGGAAUCGGUCCGACAACAAAGCAGGGAAUGCCAAUCGUUUUAAGAUCGGAAGUGGAUGAGAACAAUCAUCACAAAUGGUAUAAGAAGAUGUACAACACUUUACACAAGGUCAACCAGAACGAUGACACAAUAACUGUUCGCUACAAAACUCGAAGAGGACGCUAUCCAUACAAAACAAGCGGAUACUUAUCUGAACCAGAGCCAAAUUAUGAUUCCGACUAUUCCAUCUACAAGUACAGUACAUUGGAUAGACGACGAAAUCCGCCAUUGAAUGAUAGUCAUAACAACAACAACAACAAUACAGCUGCUACAACUACAACUGCCGACGAAAAAUUUUAUGGGACAAUGCCAAAUCCAAUAAAAUGUGGAUCCGGUGUUUAUAGAAAUCAACCGGGUAGAAUUGAAAAUUAUGUUCCAGGUCAUUCGUCAGUGUCGGAUAAAGAGAGAAAGGAAUGGUGGGAUCAAGUUUUGGCUAUUUUUGACGGGCGUACCGAGCACGAAAAGCUAGCAAGUCGAAGUUACACAGAGGGUUACCUGUCAAGAGCAUUAAAGGACCAGGGUUACGAGAGUGACUCAACGCUUGUAUUCCGCAAACGAGACACCGGCAUACCAUCACCACUCAGUCCCGUUGAACAGAAGCAGGCAUAUUUGAAUUUACAAGCUGGAGGAGAGGCUCCACCGCAAGGGUUCCGCAAACAAGCUCCGGAAAAGCCGAAAGACGAUCACCACAUUGAAUAUUUCCCGAUUACAUCAACGCUAACCAAAAUUCGUGUCAAUAACAUUGACUCGAUGAUCAAACCUCACAAAGAGAUCAUUUGCUAUCCCAUAACAAACAUAACCCGACCAAUUGAUCUGUUCGGUCCGUUUCCGAAAUCCGUUCAAACAUUUGUACCGGUCAAUCCGCCCGCACCGCCGAACCGUAAAUCGUCCAAACGGAACACGACUCUGCAAAUAUUUAGCGAUAUUCAAUCCAUGGCCAAGCAGAAUUCCAAGAAACCAACAUCAAGCGGACCGAUCAACACCGGUACGAUAACGUUGAGAAAAAGCCGUUUGGCGGGAAAUUCAAACCGAUCACGAUCGACCGGUAGUGUUGUAUCGACAUUCUCGUUGAAAGAGGAAAAAAAUGUUGCCAACGAUUUUCGAUCCACUCGUCGCCAAUUUUGCCGGGUCAGUUCGGUGAGUCCAAUACCGCAGGUGUCCAAGGCAGAUGCACGUAGAUCUGGUGCCAGUCCAAUAGCUUUCGGCCGAAGCAUAUCGAAGGAACGCACUUUCGCCGAAGAGAAAAAGAAGUUGGAGCAAAGAUUGCCGUUGUGUCGUAAAUCAUUUACUGCCAGUACCAGCAUCCUGAGAAAUCCCGAUCUCAAGUCUCCCGAUCAGAUAAAAAAGGCCGUUCAAACUACCUUCAGAAUGCCGGUUUCGACGGAAAAAUACACCGCCUCGAAAUCCACCAGAAAAGUAUCCGCUGGCGGUACGGUUAAAACAUCCGACUAUUCAUUUUCGUCGAAUAAAUCGCACAAAGGGUCGGCAAAGAAUGACGAAAAGUCUCUGCGAUUGACCGUUGCGAUUUCGUCGAAAAGCAAGGAACCGUUGAAAACGGAAGCUCGGAUCGGGGCACGUAGUCAAACUUCCAUGGUAAAAUCCAAUAUCACCCGAGGCUCGCGCAGUUGUGAAAGCAAAUUUACCAGCAAGUCGAAGAAUUCAUCAAAAUCAGUCUCGAAUUUAUCGUUGGCCAGAACCAGUUCCACCUACUCCAUUGAUUCGUGUAAUUCGAAAAAGCGCAGCUACCACGGCAAAUCGUUGAACGUCAUUAAGUCCACGUCGAAGGAAACGGUUUUUCCGCUUACGAUAAGUGGAAAAGGUCGCAAAAAGAAAGCCAAUGCCAAGGAAAAGAACACCAAUGAAGGUACGGAUGAAAUUGAUAAUCGAACGGUUGAAAUGGUGUCAUACAACUCGACAAUGCGAGAAGAUGAAAAGUCGCUGGACGAACACUAUCAUGAUAACAUUGACGAAGCAAUUCGUUUCAACCGAACCGAUACGUUUUUCCAAAACUUAUUCCUUCGAGAUGUUCCCUCUCCUCCUCCGUCCAUUGUAAGUUGUGUGUCCAAAAAUACCUCUGUCCAAGAGAAGGCAAGACUAUGGGAUACUGUGACCAGAAAAGCCGACACUAAGUCGAAACAUCAAAGCGUUUAUUUGACGAAUAAGCGGGCAGUGUCCGGUUCAAAGUUCAAAACCAUGGAACAUGACCGCAUUCGUCAAUCACGAAGCUUAAGUCCGCAGAAGUUGUUCCGGCCAAAGUGUCUCUUCUACGAUUCAGUCACUAAAUACGACUCUUUCCAUCAACUGUCCGAUGAAGAGGAAGACUUUGGAAGCAUGACACACAGUCGAACCACCGAACUGGUGCACAAAUUCGAGGAACCGACCUCAAAUGUCUUUCUAACCGAAGUCAUUCGACCGAAUUCGCCAGUUGUGAUCCAUGGACGGCAAAGUUUUGAGUAUAUGGCACGCAAUGUGUCGCCUGUCCGAGAUAUUCGAUCGCCCUCUUGUCGCAGGAUACAACAAAGAAGAACAGAAAGUUUCAAGGCUAAUAACCAGAAGACGGAUCAGAAAAAAGUAGUUCGGGCUCGCAGUCUCGGUAGCAGUGAUCGUUAUCACUCAUUGGACUCGCAUGCAUUGACCCGCAGCAAUAGCAUGCUGAAUGCCAACAGCUACGAAAAUCAUGUCCCAAUGUGUUCACAUCAAAAAUCCGAACGAUUCAAAGAACUCAACAGAUUCUACAACAAUUUGGAACGCGUUGGACAGUUGGAACGAGCUACAUCGUCAACGGACUUGCGUCCAAUUCGCAAAGAAGGUGACCUUAUCGAUUUCGAUGAAUGGAAACAGGUGCGGGAUCAUGAGAAAGCUGAAAAGGAAUUGAAUCACCUGGUGGACAAGCUGCGACGUGACGAAAAAGAGAAAGAUUUUUUGUUUCGUCCAAAGUAUGUCGAAGACAUGAAAUGGAAUGAACGACGCGACAGCGGUUUGAGAAUCAAAGAGAAAUCCGUCGAAGAUUUGAAGGACAUGUUCAAGGAAAGGCAUUCGGAAGAGCGUCAAGACGAACUAAAGAAAGAAGAAAGCAAUGCGUCUAAGGGCACCUACAAACCGUUGUGGCGUGGAAGUUCGGUUCUCGAUCUGGCUUCCAACAUGGUGGUGAAAUAUAAUCCACCAGUUAAGACAAGCUCGUCGAAAAUUCAGGCCGAUGACACGAGAAUCGGAAUCAGCAAGAAGCUCAUCAGCACGCUGACUCGAGAUCAAAUUGCAAAGAUAAAGAAUCAGUUGAGCGAAAUUUACAACAACAAUUUCAGCGGACCUUCACAAUGCGAGAAGAAUGUCGGAGCCGGUCCUGUUCCGGAUAAAUUCGUUAUAAAUGUUUCGUCCACCGAUCAACCAAAAAAUCGAUCUUUAGUCGUGCGAAGCACUUCUCUUGUUCGCAAGGAAGAGCUGCUGGGACCAAUCUUGAAACGUCAUCAAGAGCGAUUGACGGAAAACCUCCGUUCGGAGUCCAUAAGUUCCAUUCAUGAACCGCGGGCCAGUCGUAGCGUUGAACGGUACGAAGAUCUGGUCAAACGAGAACAGAAAGAGAUCUCUGAGGCCGAAAAGAAGAGCAUUUUCUUCAGCAUUAGCAAAGAGAUUCAGGACAAAUUGCAUGAACGACGCCAGAAAUCAAUGGCACCAAUUUUUCUCGCCAAGGAAACGCGUGGAGCGAUCGCUUCUGAUAUUGCGAGGAACACUUUGUCACAACCACAGAAAGGAGGCAAUUUUUUAGACCAAAGUGAAACUGUGCGCAAAACAUCAGCAGAUCCGAAGGCAGACGGAAGCGCACAGGAAAGGACAGAACGAACUUUUCACGAAGCCAAGAAUGAACUCGACGAGUCGAAGCAGUUGAUCGACAUAGAGAGCAACACCGAACAAUUGCCUAAAAACACCGAACGGAUUCUGGAGAAAAUUCAUUAUUUCGAGAAGAAGAAAGAUGAAGCGCCUGAAACUACCAUCUAUCACGCCCGGGAAUAUUCGUCUCCAGAUGAAGAAGAAAUCAUGCGAAUCAUUGAGGAAAAAAUGGCGAAAAAGAAAGCUGAACAGAGUCUGGUUCAGGGUAGAAGUUCUUCGGUGUCGGAUUUUAAGGAAUUAUUUGGCGAAAGAGACCCUGGUCCAGCUAGGACACGUACACCAUCACCAGCGAAAGGUAAAUGUAGUGCCUCAACUGUAAAAGCGGUUUCGAAUUCAACCAGUGUCGAAAGUGUUUUCCGUUCGAGGAGCGUAUCACCUUACUACGAACAAAAGAACUACAAGACAUACUACAACAUUGUCCGCACCGGCGAUGUACAGAAGAUGAAAGAUAAGUUCGAAAGCCUCACAUUCAAACCGAGACGAAAUUUUAUCGAAAUUCCGCCCAGACGAUUCCAGAGUGAUCCGGAUCUGAACAAAAUCAAACGAAUAACCAGUCCGGAUAAGAUAACGGUAAAGACGCAUGAGGCCGGAGAUGUGUCUUGGAUUACGCACAAGUUUGAAGUGAAAAAUUCUGCCGCUCGGGGUCGAAGUCGCGUUCGACGUGUCAUUUCACCGAUACCGAAAGUGCCAUUCAAGAAGGAAGAUCGGUUCAUGCCACACAUCGACAUCAUUAGUAAAACGGCAUCCCUCAAGCAAGAGAUGAAAAAAUCUCCAACUUCCAGCCAAGUCACCAAUUUGUGGACCGGAGAGGUGCAGAAAAUGCGAAGUAAAUUUGAGUCACCCGAUCGGUUAUCGUUAAUGGGUCAAAUGUACACAUCGUCUCCGGAUAUAAGCGAACUCAAGGACAUUUCGAAUUAUCUAACUGGCCCAUGGAUCGCCCACAAAUAUCCAAAUGCCAGAGACAAUGCACGGUCACCAGUGUCGCCGGACAAAGGACCGAUCAGUACGAUUUGUAAGAAACGCGUUUCGAGUCGUCCGUGCUCUACGUCACCGCCACGAUCGAAAUCGGGCAUUGCUUCAAUUCUGAAACCGUUCUACGAUAUGUUUGCCAACCAGGACUACGAUCCAAUGAAACACCGUCCAAUCAACCGAUACGUUCCCGAUAAACGGAUCGACGCUGAGCUGUUGUGGCGCCGUUUGCAGAAGAACAACAACGGUGCAAAACCAACCGUUAAAUUUGAAGACACUGAAGUUGUUCCCCCACCACCUCCGAUUAAAGGCGUGCCAUUGAACUUAGAUAACAGAGAUCAAGAAUCACCACAUCGAUAUGUCGAAAGUGAUGUCAACAUUCACUACAAGACGCCCGUUCGAUUCGAAUACAAAGAUCCAAUGUCCGAAUCGGAACUGGCAUACCGUCAGGCUGAACAGAUGAAAAAACUGUACCAGGAAGAGCGUCGCCGAAAAUACUUACUAGAAAUGCAGGACAUGAGCAAUCGUCGUCACACCGACAACUUUACGCCGUCACAAAAGUCACCGAUCGCCUUGAAUCGAUACGAUGAUUUCGGACCGGACGCAUCACCAAAGUCACCGUUACUGCCACGAACCGUUGCCCGUGCAUUGUACAAUUUCCAGGGUCAGACGGCAAGCAGGGAGUUGAGCUUCAAGAAGGGAGACAUCAUUUACAUACGACGAGAAAUCGAUAAAAAUUGGUAUGAAGGAGAACAUAACGCUGCCGUUGGACUGCUGCCAUCCAACUAUAUCGAGAUAAUAACCAGAGAUGGCAUCCGUAUCACACAGAAGAAGUUACCAGAAGGACAAGCCCGUGCAAAAUUUAACUUCCACGCCCAAUCUGCCAUAGAACUAUCGUUAAACAAAGGUGAACUGGUCGCAUUGACUCGACGCGUAGAUGACAAUUGGUUUGAAGGUCGAAUCGCUAAUCGAAAAGGAAUAUUCCCAGUUUCUUAUGUUGAUGUCUUAACGGAUAUUGGUGCCGAUUCAACGCCAAUCAUUUCAUCGAAACCAAUUGGUUCACCAGCCGCCCAUUCGUUGACACUAGCCCCGUCACCGGACUACUCAGUUAUUCGGCCGAAUUUCGUGUCCGAUUUAAGUGCCGGCAUAGUUCCGCAAUCGAAUGGCUACCAAUCGAACGGAGUGGUGCGAGAAACAAAAACCAUACAGAAGACGGAAGUGCUGCACGUGGACACCAAUUCCGAGCCAGUGGCAUACCGAGCCAUCUACAAAUACCGGCCGCAAAAUUCCGACGAAUUGGAAUUGCAAGAGGGCGACAUUGUCUAUGUUCUGGAAAAAUGUGACGACGGCUGGUUUGUUGGCACAUCGCAGCGAACGGGCUAUUUCGGCACCUUCCCGGGCAACUACGUCGAAAGGAACUAACGGUCGUCCGCCCUUCUUCGAUUGUUAAUUUUAUAAAUGCGAGAGAGAUUUUCGUUUAAUUUAUUUUCUUUUUUCGUUUUUCUUCCUUCCUAUUCCUCCUCUUCAUCGGCCUUCAAGUUGGCUUUGAAGGGGAGCGGGAGGGUUUAUUACUAAUUUUUACACUUGCGUUUGUUUUCGUUCCGAUUGUUUUAAAUUUUCAAUUUUUUUUUGUUGUUUAAAUUUUAACAUUUAAUCGUUGAAUUGCACAAUUUUAAUUUACAAAAAAAAAAUUAUGAAAAAACAGCUUCAAAAUAUACCAAAAGAUAUAAAAAUGCGGGAAA
This is a messenger RNA of Bradysia coprophila, 12151 nucleotides long. It is a transcript of the gene CAP, whose product is annotated as Cbl-associated protein. NCBI's taxonomy places the organism in Eukaryota, Metazoa, Arthropoda, Insecta, Diptera, Sciaridae. Gene Ontology annotation, molecular function: protein binding. The record is from RefSeq and is a predicted model, not a curated record.